Molecule: messenger RNA, 2944 nt
Organism: Terrapene triunguis (Three-toed box turtle)
Lineage: Eukaryota; Metazoa; Chordata; Testudines; Emydidae
Product: coiled-coil and C2 domain-containing protein 1B-like
Exons: 25
Coding region: 98-2776 (892 amino acids)
Biological process (GO): regulation of transcription by RNA polymerase II
Cellular component (GO): nucleus
Molecular function (GO): RNA polymerase II cis-regulatory region sequence-specific DNA binding; DNA-binding transcription repressor activity, RNA polymerase II-specific
Source: RefSeq, a predicted model, not a curated record
UGGCGGCGAGCGCUCGCGCGCGUCUCUUCAGGGUCUCCUGUGCGCUGGGGCUGGGCGUGCCGGGCAGGGUAGAGUUGUUUGAGAUUCAUGAGCCAACAUGCUUGGGAGAAGACCCAGGAAAAGUCCCCAGGCAAAGGGCCAGGGAGCUGCUGCUGCAAAGCAGCUGGGGCUCUUCGUAGAUUUCAAUCCUGAAGCAAUGUUGCUGGAUAUUGAGGAUGGUGGUGGUGAUGAGGAUCUAGAAGCAGAGCUUGCUGCUCUCACAGGAGAGAAGGUGACAGAAGGGAAGUCAAAACCCAAAGGGAAAACCCCUUUACCCAUGGAUCAUAUUGAAAAGAUGGCUGCAGAGUGCAUGAAGGACCUGAAUGAGGAGAAGGAGGAGGAUGAAGGUUUGGAGGAGGAUACGGACCUUUUGGCAGAAUUGCAGGAAGUUCUGGGCAAGCAAGACGAGACGGAAAGUGGUGAGGAUGAAACCAUAGCGAUGGAGGUGGUAGCAGCUCCACCAGUAAUACAGCAGCAACCUGAACUGCAGGCAGAGAUCACAUCUCCUGCUGUUUCCAGUGAAUUGCAGCGGACGAUAGAGGACAGAAUAGCUAACUAUAAGGCAGCAAUCUCUAAUGCAAAGGAGGCAGACGAGAGUGGCAAAGUGCGACGGUACGAAAGAGGCCUCAAGACACUGGAAACCAUGUUGGCUGCAAUGAAGAAGGGCAAAAAGAUCAAUGAGGAAGAAAUGCCACCCCCUGUAGCAUCGGGGAGAAGCUCUGCUAAUAUGCCUCAAACCACAGGAGCUGUGCCAGAGAGUUUAGGUGAUCCAACCAAAGUAAUACCCAAGGAGAAAGUGGAAUCCUCUGCAGACCAUGAGCUACAGCCGGUCAAUGAUAUGAAGUUGUCUCCGGGGUCAGCCUCUUUACAAUGUCAUGUUGCUGCUACUUCUGUCCUAGAAAUGGAUACCACAUUACAAGAUGAUUCCCUUAGCACGAGCACACGAACACUACUGGUUACAAGACAGACAGAGUAUAAAUUAGCAGCUCUGAAAGCCAAACAGCAAGGAGAUCUAGAGAAGGCAAAAGAAUAUAUGAAGACUGGCAAGAAAUUUACAAUGGUCUUAGAAGCACUGGACAGUGGACAGCCAGUAGAUCUCCAGGAUAUGCCCCCAGCUCCACAAGAUCUUGAAAGCCUGGAAAAGAGACCGGCUCCAUCAAACCGGAUGGCAUCUGUUCCCGUUGAAAAUUCCCAGCCCCUCACAAUGUUCAAACCUCAGGGCCAUGAAGCCUCAGUGUCUGCUCAGCAGCCAAAAACUGUGCUGGAAGCUUUGCAGCAGAGGUUGGAGAAAUACAGAUCUGCAGCAGCACAGGCCAAAGCAAGUGGGGAUGAUCGGAAAGGCAGGAUGCAUGAGAGGAUAGCCAAGCAAUACCAAGAUGCCAUAAGAACCCAUAAAGCAGGGAGAAAAGUGAAUUUUGCUGAAUUACCAGUUCCCCCUGGAUUCCCCCCCAUUCCUGGUGUGACACCCACAGAUGGCGACAGUACAAUAGCUGCCGUGCUGGAAAGCGCCAACCACCUGGCUAACAUGGAGGAGAAAGAAGAUGAAGAUGAAGAGGUGGAGAGCGAACCUCACACACAGGCCCCAGUUGCCAAGAGGCCUGCUCAGCUGCCUGAGAAGCCAACACAAGUUGUUAAGCCAAUUAUGGUGCCAUCUGCUGUAGCCCAGGAAGAGCACUCUUCUGAGAGUGUGAAAAAAGUUACAUCACCAUCCACCCCUAUAACAGCACCAGACAAAGCUGUAUCGAAUGACCAUCUCCCUUUAGCCGCAAGUGAACAGCUAGAAUUUCUGGAGAACAGGAAGAAGCAAUACUUGAAGGCUGCGAUCAAAGCAAAGCAGCAGAAUGACCUUGAACAAGCCAAGCUGUAUCUCAGGACAGCAAAGAACUUAGACCCAAAGAUUGAGCUGGCAAAAAGCGGCAAAUCUGUUGAUAUUUCCAAGCUACCAUCACCCCCUACAGAUGAUGAGAGUGACUUUAUCUUCAUACACCAUGAGGAUGUCAAACUCUCUCAGAAGGCAGAAGAGGUGUACACUCAGCUCAUAAAACUGCUAAAGGACCAGCAUGAGAAAUGUUUGCAGUAUUCCAGGCAGUUCAUGCAUCUGGGAAACAUAACUGAAACAGCCCGGUUUGAAAAACUGGCACAAGGAUGUAAAAAGGACCUGGAGAUUCUGCAACUUGCACAGGCCCAGGGGAUGGAUCCCCCCAGCCAUCACUUUGAGGAGAGAACCUUUAAAAUAAUACGGAUAUUUUCUGAACUCAACAGUACGGAAAUGCAUCUUAUCAUUGUCAGGGGAAUAAACCUGCCAGCUCCCCCAGGUGUGACACCAAAUGAUUUGGACGCGUUUGUGAAAUUUGAAUUUCAGUACCCUAAUACGGAACAAGCUCAGAAAAGUAAAACGGCAGUAAUUAAAAAUACCAAUUCUCCAGAAUAUGAUCAGCUGUUCAAGUUGACGAUUAACCGAAAUCACAGAGGCUUCCGAAGAGUGAUUCAGACCAAGGGAAUUAAGUUUGAAAUAUUUCACAAAGGGGGCCUUUUCAGAAGUGACAAGCAAGUGGGAACAGCACAUUUGAAACUGGACAAACUGGAAUCAGAAUGUGAAAUUAGAGAGAUAAUUGAGAUUCUGGAUGGUAGGAAGCCCACCGGAGGGAAACUAGAGGUGAAAGUGAGACUCAGGGAGCCACUCAGUGGUCAAGAUCUUCAAACAAUUACAGAAAACUGGUUGAUCCUUGAACAUUAGUUAUCCUAAGAUCCAGGAAUGCUAAAAGCUGCAGAAUCGAGUUUGUACAUAGGACACUGCUACCUGCGAGCACCAAAGAUGUUAAAUGAAUGCACUACUGGACAUAACAUGUCUUUAUUUUGGUAACUACCUUAGUGUGUGUUAAGUUUUAUAAGGCAAGUAUUGUAA